Messenger RNA from Rodentolepis nana, 1389 nucleotides. NCBI's taxonomy places the organism in Eukaryota, Metazoa, Platyhelminthes, Cestoda, Cyclophyllidea, Hymenolepididae. The record is from the annotation of a GenBank genome assembly.
AUGCUUCAUAUAACUAGAACUCCAUUUGAGAAGGAGAAACCGAAAGAUAGCUCAAAGCCCGAAGAAGAGAACGAGAGUGAGAAGAAAAAGACUGAACCGAAACCCCUCGAGAAAACGGAUACAGAUGAGCCCCAACGAAUUCUUUUCCCAGUUCUCCUUGUCGACAUGGGUGGCGAGGAGUUGAGACCAGCUCACCUUCAUCUUCAUGCUCAUUCCGAUAAACCAAAUAUGAGAGUUUGUUAUAUUAAUAAUAGUCAGCAUCCUCCACCGAAGACUAAUCAUCGGGCUGCGACACCGAUGGUUUUCACCUUCAAUGAGGAAAGUGGAACGGAAAGUGGAGAGGCUACACCGAAACCGAACCUUCUUGUAAAUCAAACCUACGACCUGGUGUUCUUUGAGGGCGAUAUCAAGGGAUUUAGUCUCAAUCCAAAAGACAAACGAAAUCUCUACUUCUUCACGGUGCAAGCUGAAGACUACUCAAUUUUCUUCCCCAGUGAAACCUCACGAACAGAAUUUUUGGCCUCGAUUCGUGCCUCUCUCUCCGAUUACAAUAAUUACCUGGUUGAUGAACACGAGGACGAUGAACCGAUUCAAUUUGUUUAUGAGCUUGAUGAUAAUGGACAUCCGAUCGUUUUGGGAUCUGGCAGUUUUGGAACGGUGUAUGCUGGUAGAGAAUUGAGCAGAGAGAUUAAAAUCGCCAUCAAGGAGAUUAAAAAUGUUCCUCAAAAGGACCUUCAACCGUUGAUAGAGGAGAUUAACCUACAAUCUCGACUCAACCACACCAAUAUCGUCUGUUAUUUGGGCUCAGUUUACGUAGAUGGUGUGCUUAAAAUUCUUAUGGAACACGUUCCUGGAGGAUCGCUGAGUUUCCUGCUGAAAAAAAUCGGAAGUUUACGAGAUGAAACCGUAUCGCACUACUCCAGUCAAAUUCUCGAGGGGUUGAGUUAUUUGCACGCCAGCAAGAUCGUUCAUCGGGACAUUAAAGGUGAUAAUAUCUUGCUGAAUAUGUACAGGGGAGAGCUCAAAAUUGCCGAUUUCGGUGCAUCAAAGCGCCUGGGUGGCUUGAUCAGAAAAGCCGGCUCAGUUACAGGCACUAUGAGGUUUAUGGCUCCAGAACUGAUCAAUGCCUCAAAGGAUGGUUAUGGUUACCCCGCGGACAUCUGGAGUUUUGGAUGCACUGUUAUUGAAAUGGUAACCGGUAAACUUCCUUACCAUGAGCUCGAUGCUUACGCAGCCUUCUACCGUGCAGGAUACUACAGUGACCAUCCAGAUAUCCCCGAGGAGUUGCCUGAGCUCUGCAAAGCAUUUAUUAAACGCUGCUUCGAAGUUGACCCAGAGAAGCGGGCUAGUGCAGCUCAACUGCUUUCCGAUCCUUACAUCCUCAAGUAA